Aspergillus oryzae RIB40 is the source of this 309-nucleotide messenger RNA. RefSeq lists its product as uncharacterized. Lineage: Eukaryota; Fungi; Ascomycota; Eurotiomycetes; Eurotiales; Aspergillaceae. Bases 1 to 309 code for a protein of 102 amino acids. The record is from RefSeq and is a predicted model, not a curated record. The transcript has 2 exons.
AUGCGAGAGUACUCGUGGCCGGAACCUGUCAGACGAGAAGACGACAUAGUAUGCGAGACUGCGGAGGAGUACUUCUGUGGGCCAUUCUUUGACAACAAUGACUCACGAAACAUCUUAGGUCGCUUUCUCUACGAAGACCUGAUCCCCGACCGGAAACUAGGCGACACAGUUUCCUUCCUCGAGGGAGAGGAGAGGGAAGCGUUUCUGGAUCUCGCCAAGGGGAUGCUUCUCUGGCAUCCAAAUGUGCGAGAAACUGCAGGCGAACUGGCGGGACAUCCUUUUCUUCAACCAAAGCAAACAAGCCCCUGA